GUUGCUGGGUGAGUGAGUCAGGCUACACGACCAGAGCACUGAGAGAUAUCAGGUAUUGAUGUAACUGGAGUGAAUAAGGGAACUUUCUUCCUGAGCACAGACAUUGGAGCCUGUUAUCAGCAUGAACUCAUAUGUGUUAGACAAUCACUUGAAUAGUUCAUAUCCAUCCUUCACUAAAGGAAGCAUCAGAAUGAUACCACAAACUCCAAACGUCUUAGACACAAAUGACUAUUCACAAACAUUGGGGAAAUCACAGCAGAUAUUUAAAGAACAUGGUGAAUUGGCAGGAACUGGGCAGAAACCAUUAUGUACAGAGAGUAAUUUAGUCAUCAAACAAGAGGACAACAUUUAUGCCUUAUCUAGUGAAAUGAUUGUCCCAGAGGAUAAACCACAUACAGUUACUGAGUUUAAAGAAGAGAAAAGUCUUAAGUUUAGCCAAAUGAUUAAUACAAAGGAGAAACCUCACACAUGUACAGAAUGUGGGAGAUGUUUAACAUCUAAAGGAAGCCUUAUGUAUCACAGAAAGACCCACACAGGGGAGAAACCUUUCACAUGUAAUGAGUGUUGGAAAUGUUUCACAUCCAAGGCAAAUCUUAUAUCUCAGGAAAAGACCCACACAGUGGAGAAACCUUUAACCUGUACAAAACGUUUUACAAACACGUGUAAUCUGAAAACUCAUGUAAGGAGUCACACAGGAGAAAAGCCAUUCACAUGUACAAAGUGUGGAAAAUGUUUUACACUAAAGUGUAAUCUGAAAACUCAUGAAAGGAUUCAUACAGGAGAAAAAGCUUUAACAUGUACAGAGUGUGGAAAAAGUUUUAGACUAAAGAGUGAUCUAGAAACUCAUGAAAGGAUUCACACAGGAGAAAAGCCUUUCACAUGUACAGAGUGUGGGAAAUGUUUUACACAAAAGAGUGAUCUAAAUACUCAUGAAAGGAUUCACACAGGAGAAAAACCUUUCACAUGUACAGAGUGUGGAAAAGAAUUUACAGUAAAAAGUAAUCUGAAAACUCAUGAAAGAAUUCACACAGGAGUAAAACCUUUUACAUGUACAGAGUGUGGAAAAAGUUUUCCACAAAAGAGUCAUCUGAAUAGUCAUGCAAGGAUUCACACAGGAGAAAAAGCUUUCACAUGUACAGAAUGUGGAAAAAGUUUUAGACAAAAGAUUGAUCUAAAAACUCAUGAAAGGAUUCACACAGGAGAAAAGCCUUUCACAUGUACAGAGUGUGGGAAAUGUUUUCCACAAAAGAGUCAUCUGAAUAGUCAUGCAAGGAUUCACACAGGAGAAAAACCUUUCACAUGUACAGAGUGUGGAAAAAGUUUUAGAAAAAAGAGUGAUCUAAAAGCUCAUGAAAGGAUUCACACAGGAGAAAAACCUUUCACAUGUACAGAGUGUGGAAAAGAAUUUACAGUAAAAAGUAAUCUGAAAACUCAUGAAAGGAUUCACACAGGAGAAAAACCUUUCACAUAUUUAUAAAGUGGAAAAGGGUAUCCCAUGUCAGUCAGAUGCACGCACAAAUCCCACCAUGGACUGUGACAAGAUUUUUUCUGACGAUAAAGGAGAACUUAUUAUUCAAGGAAAGUAAAGCUCAAUGGGACAUUUUGACUUUUGAACGUUAUAUGUCUGCGAAAAUGAUCCCUAGAGGAUUAAGAAUUUACAAAUGUCCUACUUUUGAAGUUGAUCCUGGUGAUCUUGAGUUUAUUAAUUCCUGGAAUGAAGUCUUGUCAGAAUGUGCUUCUAAGCUAAUGCUUUUACUUGUACAGUAUAGAACACUUCAUCUAAAUUCUAUCAAAAAGGAAAUUGACAUUUUACAAUUAGAACUUAAUAAACGUAGUCAUGAUCCGGAAUUUGCUAAAUUUGACACCAUCCUCUAUGAUUCAGUUGCACGUGGCAAGCAGCUAAUCAUGGAGAAUAAACAUAUGAAAUUUAAAA
Molecule: messenger RNA, 1933 nt
Organism: Bombina bombina (fire-bellied toad)
Lineage: Eukaryota; Metazoa; Chordata; Amphibia; Anura; Bombinatoridae
Product: gastrula zinc finger protein XlCGF26.1-like
Exons: 4
Coding region: 122-1477 (451 amino acids)
Biological process (GO): regulation of transcription by RNA polymerase II
Molecular function (GO): DNA-binding transcription factor activity; RNA polymerase II cis-regulatory region sequence-specific DNA binding
Source: RefSeq, a predicted model, not a curated record